AUGAUCACUCCAAUCGUCUUAUCACUAGCACUGCUAGCAAACUUCAGCCCUGUACAGGCCCAAAGCAAAGUUGCAGGAAAAGCGUUCGACCGCAUAGCCAUAAUAUGGCUUGAAAACACCGACUACGACCUCGCAGCUGGGGACCCAAAUCUAGCAUGGCUCGCGAAGAAAGGCAUCAGUCUUACAAACUACUUUGCAGUAACCCACCCUUCUAUGCCCAACUACGCUGCUUCGAUAUCAGGCGACUACUACGGUAUCAACCACGAUGACAUGGUCGCCGUUCCCUCCAACGUCUCCACCUUGGUAGACCUACUCGAAGACAAAGGUGUUAGCUGGGGCGAGUACCAAGAAGACAUGCCGUCGGUAGGCUUUCAAGGCAAAUCAUACACGAACCCUAAAACCGGAGCCAAUAUGUAUGUCCGCAAGCAUAACCCAGCCGUGCUAUACGAUUCCGUGGCGCAAAAGGCAGAUAGACUCGCCAAGACGAAACCCUUGACUAUGUUCAAGGAAGAUCUCAACAAGAAUCAAUUGCCGCAGUGGAUGUUCAUUACACCCAACAUGACAAGCGAUGGACAUGACACUACUGUGACAGUAGCAGGAACUUGGACGCGAAAGUUCCUCGAACCACUCCUAACCAACAAGAACUUCAUGAACAACACACUCGUCAUGGUCACUUUCGACGAGAACCACACAUAUGGCAAACAGAACCGUGUCGUUAGCAUAUUGCUAGGAGAUGCUGUACCUGCUAGUCUGGUCGGUACCACAGACAGCACCUACUACAACCACUACAGCGAAAUCGCCACUGUACAAGCAAAUUGGGGCUUACAUACUCUCGGCCGUUGGGACGUGGGAGCGAAUGUAUUCAAGCUCGUAGCUGCAAAGACUGGCGAUACCGUGCGUGCGUGGUCUGGAAAAGUUCCCUUCAGUAACAUGUACUUCAACGCGUCCUAUGCCGGCAAGUUGAGCAACAAGAACACGUCAGUUCCUUGGCCUGUACCCAACACCAACGCGGUAUAUGCGGGAAGGAGUGUGUUGCCGGCUAUUGCGGACACAUGGGGGAAGCAGGUCGGACAGUCUGCGUAUACGACUGCAUUGGAGAUUCCGGAUGGCAUGCAUCCAGAGGCCGAGUUCAAGUAG
Molecule: messenger RNA, 1137 nt
Organism: Alternaria atra
Lineage: Eukaryota; Fungi; Ascomycota; Dothideomycetes; Pleosporales; Pleosporaceae
Exons: 2
Coding region: 1-1137 (378 amino acids)
Biological process (GO): phospholipid catabolic process
Molecular function (GO): hydrolase activity, acting on ester bonds
Source: RefSeq, a predicted model, not a curated record